Molecule: messenger RNA, 552 nt
Organism: Exophiala spinifera
Lineage: Eukaryota; Fungi; Ascomycota; Eurotiomycetes; Chaetothyriales; Herpotrichiellaceae
Exons: 1
Coding region: 1-552 (183 amino acids)
Molecular function (GO): acyltransferase activity, transferring groups other than amino-acyl groups
Source: RefSeq, a predicted model, not a curated record
AUGGCACACAGCAGCAGCGGCGGCGACUUCACCAUACACAACCUGGACUCCUCGACGGCGUCCAAGGACGGCGCCAUACGGGCGAUUCUGGCAUUGUCGAACCACAUCUUCGACACGUCCUCGGGCCCGCCGACUCAUCAUUCAUCCUUGGACGAAUGGUACAGACGACUCUCCCGUCCGGACUCGAUCGUAGUAUACGCCACACCACCACCGUCUGGUUCUCGCGAUCCGGAACGCGAAGGCGCACCGAACCCGGGCGACGAGGCACUGGGGUUCAUCUUCGCCCACGCGAAAGUAGAUCCUCAAUUGCCCACGCGGACACUGCACGUCUGGCUUGCCGGGACCACGGCGAGGGCUCGCGGGAAGGGCGUCUUCGCCGCGCUCAUGAAGACGCUCGAGCAGCAUGCGCGGACCAGAGGGAUCGGAACGCUCAGUGUCUGUACGUUCCCGGACACGUUCUCGAACAUGUUUGCCAUUUUGCAAAAGACCGGCUGGACGGUGCAGGCCUGGCUUGAAGACGGGAAGAAAGUGCUGAUGAGCAAGCCAGUGUGA